GUUGGUGAAGCACUUUGUCAUGUUUUACAAUCUGGUGAAAUUAGUUGGAAAGCUGCACGAGGUUUAAUGGCUGAUGCUAAUUUCAUUGGUACAUUACAACAAAUGGAUGUUGAACAGAUACCAGUGAAAAAUAUAACUGCUAUAAAAGAUUUAAUUGUUAAACGAAAAUUCACCUAUGAAGAUGUCAAGUCAGCUAGUAAAGCUGGUGGAGGAUUUUAUAAAUUCAUUUUAGCUGUUAUCACAUUUCAUGAUGCUUGUAGAGAGAUUCGUCCAAAAAGAGAACGUGUCAAAGCCUUGGAACGUGAAUUUAAUAAGGCUAAAAAAGAUUUACAAAAAUUACAAGAUGAAGUAACUAACUUGGAGAAUAUGUUAAUAUCGUUAAGGCGUCAAUUCGACUCAGCACAAACAGAAAUGGAGAAUUUAACAAAUACAAUGAAUAUUAUGAAGCGUCAAUUGUUAGCUGCACAGAAAUUAACAGAUGGUUUGGGGUCUGAGAAAGAACGUUGGAUUAAUGAAGUAGCAAAUUUGGAAAGUGAACAAAAAUCUCUUCUGGGAAACAGUAUGCUGGCAUCAGCCUUCUUAUGCUAUUUAGGUCCAUUUACAUCAGAAUUUCGUCAACGUUUAAUCUAUAAAGAUUGGCUAGUAUCUUUAAUUCAAGAUGGAAUACCUACAACAGACGGUAUCAAAGUUGAACAUAUCUUAGCUACAGAAGUUGAAAUCUCUUUAUGGAAUUCACAAAGUCUGCCAACAGAUGAAUUAAGUACACAAAAUGCAAUUCUGACUACAAAAGGACCUACUUCACCAGUUUGUAUUGAUCCACAAGGUCAAGCAGCAAGAUGGAUUAAAAAAAUGGAACGUAAUACUAAAGAUGAAGCUCGUUCAUUACGAGUAACAACUCAGAAUGAUCCAAAUUUCUUGAGAAAUGUUGAAAAUGCUAUAAAAUUUGGUGUAGCCUGUUUAAUUGAAGGUGUUGAAGAAUACAUUGAUCCUGCACUGAAUAAUGUUUUAUGUCGUAAUAUAAGAAAUAAUAAAGGUCAAGAUAUUGUAAUGCUUGGUGAUCGUGAAGUUGAAUAUGAUCCCGGGUUUCGUUUAUACCUCAUGACAAAACUACCAAAUCCACAAUUUCAAGCAAAUCUAUUUAGUCGAGCAUUAGUUAUCAAUUAUACAGUAACAAUGAGUGGAUUAGAAGGACAACUAUUAAGUACCCUGGUGAAACAUGAACAUCGUGAAUUAGAAGAGAGGCGAGAAAUGUUAAUAAUGGAGACAAGUGAGAAUAAACGUAUUCUAAAGGAGUUAGAAGAUCGUCUAUUGCUAGAAUUAGCUACACAAACUGGUAAUAUAUUAGAUAAUUGGGAUUUAAUUGGUACUUUGGAGGAUACAAAAAAUAAAGCUGUUGAUGUUAGUAAACAAUUAGCUCAAUCUGCAGUUAUAUCUAAAGAUGUAGAACGUCAAAGAGAUCUGUUUCGUCCAGCUGCAAGAAGAGGCGCCGUAUUAUUCUUUAUCUUAUCUGAUUUAUCAUUGGUUGGUCCAAUGUAUCAAUUUUCAUUGUCAGCUUAUUUAACUGUAUUUGUAAAAGCAUUGAAAAAAGCAAUGCCAAAUAGUUCAUUGCCUAAACGUUUAGCUAAUAUUAAAAAUGCUUUAACUUAUGCAACAUACUGUUAUGGAUGUAUGGGUAUAUUUGAAGAGCAUAAAUUAUUAUUAUCCUUUGAGUUGGCUAUUCGUUUACAACAAGAUGAGAAGUUAAUACGACCUAAGGAAUUAUCAUUUCUUAUACGUGGUAAUGUAUCACUGGCAGAAACAGUUUAUACACCACCAUUUCAAUGGAUACCAGAAAGUGUUUGGAGGGAUUUAGUCUAUUUAACUGCAUUUAUACCUAAACGUUUUGGUAAACUGACCAAAGAUAUACGUAAUUUGGGCAAUGUUUGGCAAAAGUGGUAUGAAGCCAACAAUCCAGAAUCAUUAACAUUCCCUGGUCGUUAUGCUAAUAUAAGUCCAUUCUUAAAACUUUGCCUUAUUCGAUGUUGGCGUAUGGAUCGUAUCCCAUCAGCUGUAACAAAUUAUGUUGUCCAGGUAAUCGGGAAACAGUAUAUUACACCACCAAUCACUAAUUUAGCUGAUGUGUUAGCUUCAACUUCACCAACUAUACCAGUUGUUUUAAUAGUUCAGCCUGGAUCGGAUCCACAAAGUCAAUUGUCACAGCUGGCACAUUCAUUAGAAUUCAGUGCAUCUCGUAUUAAAUAUCUUUCAAUGGGUCAAGGACAAGAGCCGCAUGCUCAAAGUCUUUUUGUACAAUGUGCAGCACGUGGAAAUUGGUUAUUAUUACAAAAUUGUCAUUUAUUAGUAGGAUUUAUACCAACAUUAGAAAAAAUGAUUGAUGAUUUAACGAAACCACAUCCAGAUUUUCGUGUAUGGCUUACAACUGAAAUGGUUUACGAUUUUCCAAUUGGAAUAUUACAAAGAUCAUUUAAAGUUGUUAUGCAACCACCGAGUGGAUUAAAACAAAACUUGGCAUCAGGUUUGGGUAAAUUGUCGCAUGAAGAAUAUGUCAAUUGUCCACAUCCAAAUUAUCGUGCAUGUUUAUAUACUUUGGUAUUUUUACACUCUAUUUUACAAGAAAGACGUCGAUAUGGAAAAUUGGGUUGGAAUGUCAGUUAUGAUUUUUCUGAUGCUGAUUUUCUUGUUUCACUAAGAAUUUUACAAAUUUCUUUAACAAAAUCAUUUGAAACAAAAACAGACAUUUCAUGGGAUACAAUAAAAUAUUUAAUUGGAGAAGUAAUGUAUGGUGGUAGGACAAUUGACAACUUUGAUCGACGUGUAUUAACCACAUAUAUGGAUGAAUAUUUUGGUGAUUUUCUGUUUGAUGAUUUUCAACCAUUCCGAUUUUAUAAAAGCAGUAAAUUAGAAUAUUUCAUACCAGAGGAACCAUCAGAUUCAGCAAAUUAUAAAGAAUUAUAUUUAGAAUAUGUUUCGCACUUACCUUCAAGUCAAAAACCAGAAGUAUUAGGUUUACAUUCAAAUGCAUCAAUCGGUUAUUCAGCUCAAUACGCUAGAAGUUUAUGGUUUAACUUACUUUUGCUAAUACCUGAAACUGAAAAUGUCGGUGGUGUGCCUUCUGUUAAGCGUCUGAAUGCAGCGGCUACAUUAGCAGGUUCAGAAAGUGAAGCUGAAUAUCGUGAAUCUAUUAGAUCUGGUGCAACCGUUUCACAUGCUUCAGCUAACUUGAAUCUUGAAGGCAGUGAACAUAUGGAUGCGAAUUCAGGUGGAGCAACUGAAAAUCCUCCUGAUCAAGCCGUAGAAAAUGAAACAGUUGAAGGAGCUGCUAUUGCAUCAGCAGCAUCUUCAAGCAGUCGAAGCGAUGAGGAUGAUGACGAUGAUGAUGAUGAAAUUGAAGAGAUUUCAUUUAAUGAACUCCAACAGGCUGUUAAUCGACGCAAUGCUUCAAUUACCGCCUCAACUAUACACUCUUCAAUAACCAUGUUUACAGAGGCUUCAACAUCAGCAGUACCAAUUACCUCUGGUCGUGAUAUUAUGAUAAGUCGUAUGGCAGAUAGUAUACUAAAUCGUUUGCCUAAUUUAUUUGAUGUUGAUGCCCUGAAACGGAAGUAUAUGGGAACUGAAAUUUCACCGACAAUAAUAGUACUUAUCCAGGAAUUAGAAAGAUUUAAUUUAAUUCUUGAAAAAAUUAAUACAUCACUUAGUGAAUUGAAAAAUGCGCUAAGCGGUAAAGUUGGCAUGUCACAAGAGCUAGAUGAUAUUGCACGUUGUCUGGCUAACGGUAUUCUACCGGACAGUUGGAGACGUCUUGUUCCACAAACAGAAAAAUCUCUACCAAAUUGGUUACAACAUUUAAUGCGAAGAUCAGAUCAGUAUAAAAAAUGGAUAAAUACCGGUAAAAGUGAACCAGCUGUGAUGUGGUUAUCCGGUCUACACUUACCUCAAUCCUAUAUAACUGCUUUAAUACAAAAAGCCUGUCGAAAAUAUGGUUGGGCUUUAGAUAAAUGUGCUAUACAAACAACAGUGACUGAUGUUGUCCCAGAAGAGGUUCACACAAUACUAAUGGCACCUGAAAUUGGAUGUUAUGUUCACGGACUAUAUAUUGAAGGUUCAGCAUGGGAUGUAAAGAAAAUGUGUCUAACACGACAGAAACCACGUGAAUUAUUACAAGAAAUGCCCAUCAUCAAAUUGACACCAGUUGAAAAGCAUCGAUUAAAAUUAACUAACACUGUACAAGUACCAGUCUAUGUGACAAGUCAACGACGCAAUGCAAUGGGUGAAGGAUUUGUUAUUGCAUUAGAUAUUCCAGUGACAGAGCAUUCAUCAUUUUGGAUAUUACAAGGAGUUGCAGUACUUUUGAAUACAGAUUAGAUUUCAAUAGUUGAAAAAUGGUAUUAACCAAAUAAUUAACAUUGAUGAUAUACAGAGUAUGACCAGUGUAUUCUAUUCUAUGUUUAUUAUGUACAAUUCAUAGUGUGCGCGAAUCUUUACCUAUUCACUAUCACUACAUACAAAAUGCAUAUUUAAAUGUA
This is a messenger RNA of Trichobilharzia regenti, 4526 nucleotides long. The record is from the annotation of a GenBank genome assembly. NCBI's taxonomy places the organism in Eukaryota, Metazoa, Platyhelminthes, Trematoda, Strigeidida, Schistosomatidae.